AUGUCGAUCGAGCAAGCUGCAAAUACCGCUGCGGUUUCCGUGAAACUUCCAGAUUUCUGGAGAAGCGAUCCAGCUAUGUGGUUUGCUCAAGCCGAAGCACAGUUUGUGCUCGCUGGGGUCGUUCGAGAUGAUACAAAAUAUUACCACAUCAUCAGCAAAGUUGAUCAGUCCGUGAUCUGCCAUAUUACUGACCUAGUUCAAAAUCCUCCAGCAGAAGACAAAUAUGCAAAAGUGAAAGCUCGUUUGAUCAGCCGUUUCGAAAUUUCCGCACAAGGAAAAUUGAAAGAAUUAUUGAACGCGUGCGACCUCGGUGAUAUGCGGCCCACUCAUUUACUGGCGCGUACGCAGGAGCUCGGUGCAGGUUUGAAUAUUAACGAAGACGUCAUGAAAGUGCUUUUCCUAGAACGUAUGCCGCAGAAAGUAAGGCCGGUAUUGUCAAUCAGUGACGGAACGCUUACUAAGUUGGCUUAA
Wyeomyia smithii (pitcher-plant mosquito) is the source of this 471-nucleotide messenger RNA. RefSeq lists its product as uncharacterized. The transcript has a single exon. The record is from RefSeq and is a predicted model, not a curated record. The coding region runs from base 1 to 471 and encodes 156 amino acids. NCBI's taxonomy places the organism in Eukaryota, Metazoa, Arthropoda, Insecta, Diptera, Culicidae.